AGGGCCUGGGGCUCUCAGCCCUGCCCUGGGGAAACAGGAACCAGCCUCCUGGGGAGGGGCAGUUCCCCUUCCUGUGGGGCUGCUGUGACAACCCGGUGACGGGUAGGAUCAGCCUCCCAGCGGCCACGUCCUGUGUGUCUGUCUGUCCUGCCAGGCACCGAGGUCUCAUCUAGCUGCACAGCUGGACCCAGUGGGAAGGGACACCAUGACCCCCACCCUCAUGGCCCUGCUCUGCCUCGGGCUGAGUCUCGGCCAGAGGAUCCGAGUGCGGGCGGGGACCUUCCCCAAACCCACCAUCUGGGCUGAGCCAGGCUCUGUGAUCUCCUGGGGGAGGCCUGUGACCAUCUGGUGUCAGGGGACCCUGGAGGCCGAGGAGUACCAUCUGGAGAGAGAUGGAAGAUCAGCACCCUGGGACAGACAGAACCCACAGGAUCCCAGGAACAAGGCCAAGUUCUCUGUCUCACACAUGACAGAGACAUAUGCAGGGCGGUAUCAGUGCUACUAUCGCAGCCCCACUGACUGGUCAGCACCCAGUGACCCCCUGGAGCUGGUGGUGACAACAGGAUCCUACAGCAAACCCACCGUCUCCGCCCUGCCAAGCCCUGUGGUGACCUCAGGAGGAAACGUGACCCUCCAGUGUGGCUCGUGGAGGGGAUAUGAAGGGUUUCUUCUGUCUGAGGAAGGAGAACACGAGGCCUCCUGGACCCUGGACGCACAGCGACACUCCAGUGGGGAGACCCAGGCCCUGUUCCCCAUGAGCUCCAGCCACAGGGGGACGUUCAGGUGCUUUGGCUACUACAGGAACAGACCCCACGUGUGGUCAGAACCCAGUGACCCCCUGGAGCUCCUGGUCCCAGGUGUGUCCAGGAAGCCGACCCUCCUGGCCCAGCUGGGCCCCAUCGUGGCCUUGGGACAGAGCCUGACCCUCCAGUGUCACUCUGACAUCAGCUACGACAGAUUCGCUCUGUACAAGGAGGGGGCUCAUGACCUAACCCAGCACCUCAGCCGGCAGCCCCAGGGUUGGCUCUCUCCGGCCGACUUCCCCCUGGUCCAUGUGAACAGCACCCAUGGGGGCAGGUACAGAUGCUACGGUGGACACAACCUCUCCUCCGAGUGGUCGGCCCCCAGUGAGCCCCUGGACGUCCUCAUCGCAGGGGAGCUCCCUUCCACACCCUCCCUCUCUGCCCAGCCGGGCUCCAAUGUGUCCUCGGGAGAGAACGUGACCCUGCGCUGUCAAUCACAGAAACAGAUGGACAGUUUUCUUCUGUCCAAGGAGGGGGGAGUCGAUCCCCUGCGUCUUAGAUCCUGGCACCGAGCCCAGAUGUUCCUGGCCGACUUCACUGUGAGCUCCGUGACCUCAGCCCCCGGGGACACCUACAGGUGCUACGGCUCACGCAGCUCCAACCCCUACCUGUUGUCUCAGCCCAGUGCCCCCCUGGAGCUCGUGGUCUCAGGCUCUGCUCUGCAAGAUUACACAGUGGAGAAUCUCAUCCGAUUGGGCAUGGCUGGAUUCGUCCUGGUGGUACUCGGGGUGCUGCUAUUUCAGUCUCGGCAAAGCCAGGGAAGGCCCCAAGACGCAGCCAGGAUGAGGGCAGAGCAGGCAGACAGUGGCUGUGGUCGGGGGAGACCCCAUAUCUGUCUGAAAUGUCUCCAGAGAGCCUGGAGCCCUCAGCCCCACCCUUGGGAAACAAGACCCAACCUCCUGGGGAGGGGCAGUUCCCCUUCCUGUGGGGCUGCUGUGACAACACCCAAACAGGUAGGACCAGCCUCCCAGCGGCCACAUCCUGUGUGUCUGUCUGUCCUGCCGGCACUGAGGUCUCACCCAGCUCAGCUGGACCCAGUGGGAGGAGACACCAUGAUCCCCAACCUCACGGCCCUGCUCUGCCUCGGGCUGAGUUAUGGACAGAGGAUCCAAGUGCAGGCAGGGACCCUCCCCCAACCCACCAUCUGGGCUGAUCCAGGCUCUGUGAUCGCCAGGGGUAGGCCCGUGACCAUCUGGUGUCAGGGGACCCUGGAGGCCGAGGAGUACCGUCUGGAGAGAGAUGGAAGCCCAGCACCCUGGGACAGACAGAACCCCCUGGAGCCCAGGAACAAGGCCAAGUUCUCCAUCCCACGCAUGACAGAGACCUAUGCAGGGCGAUAUCUCUGCUACUGUGGCAGCUCCACUGCCUGGUCAGCACCCAGUGACCCCCUGGAGCUGGUGGUGACAGGAUCCUACAGCAAACCCACCCUCUCAGCCUGGCCAAGCCCUUUGGUGACCGCAGGAAGAAAUGUGACCCUCCAGUGUGGCUCAUGGAGGGGAUUUGGAGGGUUUGUUCUGUCUGAGGAAGGAGAACACAAGGGCUCCUGGACCCUGGACGCACAGCGACACUCCAACAGGCAGUCCCAGGCCCUGUUCCCCAUGAGCUCCAGCCACAGGGGGACGUUCAGGUGCUUUGGCUACUACAGGGACAAACCCAACGUGUGGUCAGAACCCAGUGACCCCCUGGAGCUCCUGGUCCCAGGUGUGUCCAGGAAGCCGUCCCUCCUGGCCCAGCCGGGCCCCAUCGUGGCCUGGGGACAGAACCUGACCCUCCAGUGUCGCUCUGACGUCAGCUAUGACAGAUUCGCUCUGUCUAAGGAGGGGGCUCGUGACCCCACCCAGCGCCUCUUGCAGCAGCCCCAGGGGGGGCUCUCUCAGGCCGACUUCCCCCUGGUCCGUGUGAGCAGCACCCACGGGGGCAGGUACAGAUGCUACGGUGGACACAACCUCUCCUCCGAGUGGUCGGCCCCCAGUGAGCCCCUGGACGUCCUCAUCACAGGGGAGCUCCCUUCCACACCCUUCCUCUCUGCCCAGCCGGGCCCCAAUGUGUCCUCAGGAGAGAAGGUGACCCUGCGCUGUCAGUCGUGGAGCCCGAUGGACAGUUUCCUUCUGUCCAAGGACGGGGGCGCCAAUCCCCCCCUGCAUCUUAGAUCCUGGCACCGAGCCCAGAUGUUCCUGGCCGACUUCACUGUGAGCUCCGUGACCUCAGGCCAUGGGGGCACCUACAGGUGCUACGGCUCACACAGCUCCAACCCCUACCUGUUGUCUCAGCCCAGUGCCCCCCUGGAGCUCGUGGUCUCAGAAGUCCUUGAUGCCAUCAGCCCACCACAACACAAGCCAGACUCUGAGAGUGGCUCUACCCGGCAAGAUUACACAGUGGAGAAUCUCAUCCGAUUGGGCAUGGCUGGAUUCGUCCUGGUGGUACUUGGGGUGCUGCUAUUUCAGUCUCGGCAAAGCCAGGGAAGGCCCCAAGAUGCAGCCAGGACAUAAACACAGGUGGAAACAAAUGCGCCAUUCAGAGUGGGAGAGUCUUGGAAAAUAUCUGAGGUGUCCAGUGGUCCUCGAAGAAAACUAUGUGAACUUUCUGCUGAGAAUCUCACAGGGGAGCAUGCAUCAUUGGGCUACAGGUGCAAUGUCUGACAUGUCCCCAUAGACGACUCUUCCACCAUUAAACCGUGUGCUUUCCCUUUA
This is a messenger RNA of Choloepus didactylus (southern two-toed sloth), 3493 nucleotides long. Its product is annotated as immunoglobulin superfamily member 1-like. Gene Ontology annotation, molecular function: inhibitory MHC class I receptor activity. NCBI's taxonomy places the organism in Eukaryota, Metazoa, Chordata, Mammalia, Pilosa, Megalonychidae. The record is from RefSeq and is a predicted model, not a curated record. Gene Ontology annotation, biological process: cytokine-mediated signaling pathway.